CGCCGUCCGGGGCCCCGGCCUUCGCCUCGGCCCCUCCGCCCGGACCGGCGGCCGUGGUGCGGCUGCGCAGCUCCGGCGACCCUAGAAGCCCCCGGGCGCGGGCUGAGCGGCGGCGCUGUGUGGCUGCGCCAUGGCCGCGUCGGCGUGGUGCUGCCUGCGCUGCUGCAGGGACGGCGCGACCGGCCACAUUCCUCUCAAGGAGAUGCCGGCCGUGCAGUUGGACACGCAGCACAUGGGAACAGAUGUUGUCAUUGUGAAAAAUGGAAGAAGAAUCUGUGGCACAGGAGGUUGUCUAGCCAGUGCGCCCUUACAUCAGAACAAAAGCUACUUCGAGUUCAAAAUCCAGUCUACCGGAAUCUGGGGUAUAGGUGUUGCAACUCAGAAAGUUAACUUGAACCAGAUUCCUCUUGGCCGAGAUAAGCAUAGUCUGGUGAUGAGAAAUGAUGGAGCCCUGUACCACAACAAUGAAGAGAAAAACAGGCUGCCGGCAAACAGCCUUCCUCAGGAGGGAGAUGUAGUGGGUAUAACAUAUGACCAUGUCGAGCUAAAUGUGUAUUUGAAUGGGAAAAAUAUGCAUUGUCCAGCAUCAGGUAUACGAGGGACAGUGUAUCCUGUUGUAUAUGUUGACGACAGUGCAAUUUUGGAUUGCCAGUUCAGUGAGUUUUAUCAUACUCCUCCACCUGGCUUUGAAAAAAUAUUAUUUGAGCAGCAGAUCUUCUGAACGAGUCGGUUUUCAAAACUUGCGCUCUGCACCGUCACACGAGUGCUCACCACUUAAUACCGCUCCCCCUGAUCCAGAAAUAAGAACACACUCUGAAAACUGAGCUUCUUUUGUUGUCUAAGGAACCCAUAUAGUCAUUCAUUAUACCAUCCUGAGGUUUGAUUUCAAAGAUUUAGGCAACUUAUUUAAUCUUAUUUAAACAAAUAAACCAUGGGUUUGAUUAACAGUAUUAUGUGGUAAUAUGUAUAUAAAUAUUUAAAGGGAAUUUUUCUUAUAUAAAGUAUUUGUUUGACAAUGAUGUGUAAUUGAGUGUGUUUUGGGUUUUUGUUUUUUGUCAUUCUGAACUUGAGUCACCACAAUCUGUAAUCCAAUAAUUUUGUGUACUUGUCCCUUUUGAUAAAAUGAAAUGGCCGGAACUUAUAUACCUGGCAGCUUAGUUUGGCUAAUGUAUUUCCUCUGAUGAUAGAGCACUUUUCUUAAAACUGAAACUGCUUCUUUUGCUGUGUUAUAUCACUGCUUUCUGUUGCCUUUCUGAAAGAUGAGAGAUUAGUUAUCAGUAUCUUGUUGAAGACCAUCAAGCUGUUGAAGUAGUGAUUGAUUGUCCACAGGACACUGGCAGACAUAUAGAAGAGUUAUGAUGCUUUAAAUAUAAGUGAGCCAAGUAUGGUGGAUGCACCUUUAUUCCCAGCGUGUGGGAGACACAGGCAGGUAGCUGAGUGUGAGGCUAGCCUGGUCUGUAUAGAGAGUAUUAUUAAAUACCAGGACAACCAGGGCUGUGGAGGGAAAAGCUAUCCAAAAAAAAAAAAAAAUCUAAUUGUUUGUUUGCUGUAAAGAAUAAUAAAGACUUAUGAAGGAAUA
Psammomys obesus (fat sand rat) is the source of this 1579-nucleotide messenger RNA. It is a transcript of the gene Spryd7, whose product is annotated as SPRY domain containing 7. The record is from RefSeq and is a predicted model, not a curated record. Lineage: Eukaryota; Metazoa; Chordata; Mammalia; Rodentia; Muridae. Gene Ontology annotation, molecular function: protein binding. The coding region runs from base 131 to 721 and encodes 196 amino acids. The transcript has 5 exons.